Molecule: messenger RNA, 2175 nt
Organism: Brachypodium distachyon (stiff brome)
Lineage: Eukaryota; Viridiplantae; Streptophyta; Magnoliopsida; Poales; Poaceae
Product: zyxin
Exons: 3
Coding region: 102-1823 (573 amino acids)
Source: RefSeq, a predicted model, not a curated record
CGUCUCCUUCCGGGAACAAAAUCCCACCGACCUUAGAUUGCCUCCUCCCCUUCCCUUCCGUCCCCAGCUCCGACCAAGCCUUCCACCAAACCCGGACCGCGAUGAACGCGUCGCAGUUCAUGGACAAGCAGAUCCUCGGCCUCGCGGCGGCGGGCGCCGCGUCGUCGCCUCCCUCCACCGGCGGCGGCGGCGGCGGAGGUGAGCUGCUCGAUCUGAUGGGCCCCAACCCGCAGGAGGACGUGGUGGAGAGCCACGACUUCCACGCGCGCCGCGGCGCCAACGGCACUGGCGCGGACGAGGUCAUGGUGCCCAGUUAUGACUUCCAGCCCAUCCGCACCGCCGCUGCCCCUGCCCCUGCCCCUGCCCCAGCGCCCACUGCGUCGGCCUCCGCGGCGAACGCCUGGGGGUCGCUCGACUCCAAUGCCGCGUCCCCCAACCUGAAGAGUGCUGGUAUGACGGAGCCUCGUGUGCUAAAGAAAGUUAGUCAUGAAGAAGAAAGGAGCAACUUCAAUGCAGUCACUAUAGCAGAUAUUGAUCGCACAAUGAAGAAAUAUGCUGAUAACUUGCUAAAUGCACUGGAAGGUGUCAGCUCAAGACUUUCACAGCUGGAGGGAAGAACACAUCAUCUCGAGGAUUCUGUUGGCGAGUUGAAAUUAACAAUUGGUAACAGCAAUGGCAGCACUGAUGGAAAACUGAGACAAUUUGAGAACACACUGCGAGAGGUUCAAGCAGGUGUGCAGAUUUUGCGCGACAAGCAGGAAAUUGUGGAGACCCAGAUCCAACUAAGUAAGCUUCAAGUGUUCAAAGAAGAGAAUGUUCAAUCAGAAAAUGCCAGUGCUGGCCAGGCAGGCUCACGGCAGCAGCCUACUCCGCCCCAGCCAACUGUUCAACCACAACUUCAAGCCCCUCCCCCUGCCCAACCAUUGGCCCUGCCUGCUCCAAAUGCACCACCUCCGCGAAUUCUUCACAACCAACCUCCACCACAAUUCCCAGGUCAUUUACCACAUCCUCAAAUCCAAUCAGUCCCACCUGCACCAUCUGUGCCAACCAUACCGCAGGAAUCCUACUAUCCCCCAUCCGCACAGCCAAUGGAGGCUGCGCACCAGCAAUAUCAAGCACCUCCUGCCUUGCAGCCACAGGCACCUCCAGCAGCACCACAGCAUUAUCAACCGUCACCUCAAUAUGCUCCAUAUUCUCAACCUCCUCCACCUGGAAGUGUUAACCCCCAAACUGCAGCGCCCCAGCAUCCAGAAGAAGCAGCAUCUUAUGGGCCUCCUGCUCAGACCUACCCACCAAAUGUGCGCCCACCGUCUCCUUACAUGCCACCACCCAGGGGACCUGCUCCUCCUUUCUAUGGGACAAACCCUGGCAUGUAUGAGCCUCCAGCUGUCAGGCCUAAUGCCGGGCCGCUGCCGUCUUACAAUGCUGGAUACAAACAACAGGGAGGAGGCGGUUUCCCCGAGCCAUAUGGUUACAGUGGGUCCCCAUCUCACCAUGGUGCCGGGAUGAACUCACCCUCGCCCUUCACCCCCACAGGCGCAUCCUCUGCUGGAAGUGGCAACUAUGGAAAGCUCCCUACAGCCAAGAUACUGCCCCAAGCAGCGCCAGUGAGCUCCACUCCGAGUGCCUCCUCCGGCAACAGAGUGGCGGUCGAUGACGUGGUCGACAAGGUCUCCACGAUGGGAUUCUCCAAGGAGCAAGUUAGGGCGACGGUGCGCAGGCUGACCGAGAAUGGCCAGAACGUUGACCUGAAUGUGGUGCUGGACAAGCUGAUGAACGACACUGACGUGCAGCCUAGCCAGAGAGGUUGGUUUGGGCGGUAAAGCCCACCUUCUAGCUAGGGCUGUGGGUCGCUCCUGCAGCAGCAUAUGUGUAUAUCGGUCGCCCAACAGCUAUGGAACUAUUUUGUGUUUUCAUAUGGUACCGUGAAAUUUCUUAUUCUUCAAAUUUCACUGCAUCUAAGGAACUGAGCAGAGUGCAGGAAGCACGAUCUGUUUGAUUUGCCUGGAGAGUGGAGGCUCUGCGGCUCAACGUCCAUUCACCUGUUGUCGCAUGUUGUUACCCAUGAUCUGAGUGGUAAAAGUUCUUGUGUUACACUUGACGCUGAUUGCCAUGCUCUUUUCAUCUGUCAGAAAUCAAGAUACUUUUGUGUUUAUCAAACUUGUUUGAUCAUUC